GGGCCGCGCCGCAGCCAGACGGAGCCCGGCGGCCGCCGCGGCAGCAACAGGCGGCGGGCUGGGCUCGGGGCGCAGGCGGCGCGGGAGCGGGCGGGAGCCGGAGCGCCGCGGCCCGCGCGGCCGGGUCCCCGCCGCAUGGAAGAGCAUCUCAGCCUGCUGAGCUCGCCGCCGCCCGCCGCCCGCCACCGCGCCCCCCCGGCCCCGCGCCCCGCCGGCGGCGGCGCCCGCACCCUGGUGAACCCGGGCUACGCCGAGUCGGCCGCGGGCCCCGAGCUGCCGCCCGACAUGACCGUGGUGCCCGGGGACCACCUGCUGGAGCCGGAGGCGGCCGGCGGCGGCGGCGGGGACCCGCCUGAGGGCAGCUGCGGCGGCGGCGGCGGCGGCGGCUGUGACCGUGACCGCUACGAGCCGCUGCCGCCCGCGCUGCCGGCCGCCGGCGACCAGGACUGCUGCGGGGAGCGCGUGGUCAUCAACAUCUCGGGGCUGCGCUUCGAGACGCAGCUCAAGACCCUCUGCCAGUUCCCCGAGACGCUGCUGGGCGACCCCAAGCGGCGCAUGCGGUACUUCGACCCGCUCCGCAACGAGUACUUCUUCGACCGCAACCGGCCCAGCUUCGACGCCAUCCUCUACUACUACCAGUCCGGGGGGCGCAUCCGCCGGCCGGUCAACGUGCCCAUCGACAUCUUCUCCGAGGAGAUCCGCUUCUACCAGCUGGGCGAGGAGGCCAUGGAGAAGUUCCGCGAGGACGAGGGCUUCCUGCGCGAGGAGGAGCGGCCGCUGCCCCGCCGCGACUUCCAGCGCCAGGUGUGGCUGCUCUUCGAGUACCCGGAGAGCUCGGGGCCGGCGCGGGGCAUCGCCAUCGUGUCCGUGCUCGUCAUCCUCGUCUCCAUCGUCAUCUUCUGCCUGGAGACGCUGCCCGAGUUCCGCGACGAGAGGGGCUACUUCGCGCCGCCGCCGGCGCAGGAGCUGCCGGAGGGGGCGGGCAACGGCACGGCGUCGGGGGCCGCCGCCGCGGGGGCCUCCAGCUUCUCCGACCCCUUCUUCGUGGUGGAGACGCUGUGCAUCAUCUGGUUCUCCUUUGAGCUGCUGGUGCGGUUCUUCGCGUGCCCCAGCAAGGCCACCUUCUCGCGCAACAUCAUGAACCUGAUCGACAUCGUGGCCAUCAUCCCCUACUUCAUCACGCUGGGCACGGAGCUGGCCGAGCGCCAGGGCAACGGGCAGCAGGCCAUGUCCCUGGCCAUCCUGCGCGUCAUCCGGCUGGUGCGGGUCUUCCGCAUCUUCAAGCUCUCCCGCCACUCCAAGGGGCUGCAGAUCCUGGGCCAGACGCUGAAGGCGUCCAUGCGGGAGCUGGGGCUGCUCAUCUUCUUCCUCUUCAUCGGCGUCAUCCUCUUCUCCAGCGCCGUCUACUUCGCCGAGGCGGACGACCCCACCUCGCGCUUCAGCAGCAUCCCCGACGCCUUCUGGUGGGCCGUGGUCACCAUGACGACCGUGGGCUACGGGGACAUGCACCCGGUGACCAUCGGGGGCAAGAUUGUGGGGUCGCUCUGCGCCAUCGCUGGCGUCCUGACCAUCGCGCUCCCGGUCCCCGUGAUUGUCUCCAACUUCAACUACUUCUACCACCGGGAGACCGAAGGCGAAGAGCAAGCCCAGUACAUGCACGUGGGCAGCUGCCAGCACCUCUCCGCUUCGGCCGAGGAGCUGCGGAAAACCAGGAGCAACUCCACGCUGAGCAAGUCGGAGUACAUGGUGAUCGAAGAGGGGGGCAUGAACCACAGCGCCUUCCCCCAGACCCCCUUCAAGACGGCCAAUUCCACUGCCGCCUGCACCGCGAACAAUAACCCCAACUCCUGUGUCAGCAUCAAGAAGAUAUUUACGGAUGUGUAGCCUACCAUCCCAGUGACCUGCUGUGCUCAGGCUCGUGCGGACCGUGCUCCCCUGGUCUGUGUAUGCCCUUGUUUUAGACAUUUCCAGACCAUCCAUCCAGGAAAGGACAGGAGGAAGUGGAGCGCGCACUUCACCCCCUCCCCUCACCCCCCCAGGACUGCUUCACACUGAAACAGGUGUCUGUUUUGCAAGUGGGCUGCAUUCUGUCAGUUCUCUCUUUCUCUCUCUCUCUCUCUCUUUCUCUCUCU
Molecule: messenger RNA, 2132 nt
Organism: Myotis daubentonii (Daubenton's bat)
Lineage: Eukaryota; Metazoa; Chordata; Mammalia; Chiroptera; Vespertilionidae
Gene: KCNA3
Product: potassium voltage-gated channel subfamily A member 3
Biological process (GO): action potential; protein homooligomerization; potassium ion transmembrane transport
Cellular component (GO): membrane; voltage-gated potassium channel complex; axon
Molecular function (GO): delayed rectifier potassium channel activity; protein binding
Source: RefSeq, a predicted model, not a curated record